This is a messenger RNA of Pan troglodytes (chimpanzee), 3939 nucleotides long. It is a transcript of the gene LINS1, whose product is annotated as lines homolog 1. The transcript has 9 exons. Bases 179 to 1894 code for a protein of 571 amino acids. Lineage: Eukaryota; Metazoa; Chordata; Mammalia; Primates; Hominidae. The record is from RefSeq and is a predicted model, not a curated record.
UACGGUGGCCCAGAGCGGGCAUUUGUGUUCCCUCAAAUGGCGGUGUGAAGAGAGUUCGCCUGAGCCAGAUCCCAGGUUUCACUGAAGAAACGUCUUAGAGAUUCAUUGCACUUCUGAGAUUUAAUGUUUACAACUUGGAGUUGUCAACCUUCUUAUAAGAUACAUUUUGGAAGUCAAAAUGAAAGUUUUCUGUGAAGUUUUAGAAGAGUUAUACAAGAAGGUACUUCUUGGAGCCACACUUGAAAAUGACAGCCAUGAUUACAUCUUUUAUCUCAACCCAGCAGUUUCAGAUCAAGAUUGCUCUACAGCCACCUCCUUAGAAUGGGCAAACACCUGUCGUAUCCAGGGCAGGCAUCAGCCCAUCUCUGUUGGUGUGGCUCCCAUUGCUGUAGCACCUGUGUGUUUGAAGACCAACUCUCAGAUGAGCGGUUCCAGAGAAGUAAUGCUCCUUCAGUUAACAGUGAUCAAAGUGAUGACAACCCGGAUAUUGUCUGUCAAAACCGAGUUCCAUGCAAAGGAGCAAUACAGAGAUGUAAUUAAAAUUCUCUUAGAAUCAGCCAAAGUCGAUUCUAAAUUAAUCUGCAUGUUCCAAAAUUCAGAUAAAUUGUUAUCUCACAUGGCUGCACAGUGCCUUGCAUUGCUUCUAUAUUUCCAAUUGAGAGAAAAGAUAACCUUAAGUAAUUCCUGGAUUGCUUUUUGCCAGAAAAAUCUUUCUGAAUGCUCUGAGAGUAAUAAAGCAAUAUACUGCCUCUGGACUCUUACAGCAAUAAUAAAAGAAAUCUUUAAAGAUUCAUGUUCACAGAAAACAGAAAUUCUAAAGCAGUUCCUGACUCAUUUCGACACCAUUUUUGAAGUGUUUUACAAUUCCUUAUUCUCUCAGCAUUUUGAAAACUGCCGGGAUACUUCUAAAAUAGUAAACAUCCUGAUGUGUUUCCUGGAGUUGCUUGAGCUUCUCAUCGCCUCCAGAAUCCACCUGAAGUUACAUUUCACUUGCCAGAGGAUUUUAUUUUUGAAACCAUCUUGCAUGCUAGAAGUUAUUACCUGGCCUAUUCAGGCUUUUGUUAAAAGGAAGGUCAUCAUAUUCCUCAAAAAGUGCCUUCUCUGUAAAGUGGGUGAAGACCUCUGUCGUGGAUCUGUGCCUGCCUUAAUGCCGCCAGACCAUCAUGUAGCGGUGGACAUGCUGGCUUUAGCUAAUGCUGUUUUGCAAGCUGUGAAUUCGGGGUUGUUGAAGACACUGUCUGUUUAUGAAAAACAUUCCUUUUUUGGAGGCGAUGAAGUUCAACCUGGAUGUGAACAUAUCACUAGUCCAGAUCAUGUGAUCCUUAGAGCAGCAAGCUUAGUUAUAAUGAAAUCCUUAGAAAUCAAGUUUCAGAAUUGUUCUUCAGCAAGUGAAAUGAAAGUUGACUUACAGAGGUUCAUGUCUGAGUUACUGACCUUCUUAAAGCCUCAUCUUCAGCCCUCUCUGCAAUUACACAAUCCGUGCAAAUGGCUGUCUCGGGUUUUCAUAGAACAAGACGAUGACAUGCUGGAGGCUGCCAAGGCAUCACUGGGCAUCUACUUAACACUGACCAGAGGAUGUGAAGCCACUGAAAGCUUGACUCAGGGAAAAGAAAUGUGGGACCAUCACACACAUGAAAAUGGCUAUAAUCCUCACUGUAUUUUCUUAUUCUUCUUGAAAAAUAUAGGAUUUGAUUCCACAGUUCUUCUUGACUUUUUGAUUUCAUCAGAAACCUGUUUUCUUGAAUAUUUUGUUAGAUAUUUAAAAUUACUGCAAAAGGACUGGGAUAAUUUUUUCACCAUUUGCAAUAACUUUGAUGCAACUGAAUCUAAAUAUGACACAUGGAGAUUAAGUAGCUUGCCCAAGAUCACCCAGCCAGUAAAGUGGCAGAGCUGAAGUAAUGGAUUCAGACACCCACUAACAACAAUAAAGAGGCCAAAUCACAAGCAACAAGACACAUGAGGACAAAAUGGAAAAGGAGAAAACAAUUUUGGAAGCUCAAAGGUAGGUAGGUUGAAAACUCGUAACCGCCCAGUGGGUUCAUCUUUCCCACUCCCUAAACAAAGCCGAUUUAUCAAGACAGGAAUUUCAAUAAAGAAAGAGUAAUUCACGCAGAGCCGGCUGUAGGGGAGACUGAAGUUUUAUUAUAACUCAAAUCGGUCUUUCCGAGCAUUCAGGGAUCAGAGUUUUUAAGGAUAAUUUGGUGGGAAGGGGAUGUGAGUCAAGAGUGCUGAUUGGUUGGGAAAGAGAAGAGAUCAGGGAAUUAAAGCUGUCUUCUUGUGCUGAGUCAGUUCCUGGGUGAGGGCCACAAGAACCAAGAUCAGAUGAGCCAGUUUAUCGAUCUGGGUGGUGCCAGCUGAUCCAUCAAGUGCAGGGUCUACAAAAUAGUUACUGACUUAGGAGCAGUUUAGGGAGGGUCAGAAUCUUGCAGCCUCCAGCUGCAUGACUCCUAAACCAUAAUUUCUAAUCUUGUGACUAAUUUGUUAAUCCUACAAAGGCAGUCUCGUCCCCAGGCAAGAAGGGGAUUUGCCUCUUAUCUUUGUUUUAAACAAUAAAUUCCUCUCAAAAUUAGUUCAGCCUAUGCCCAGGGAUGAACAAGGACAGCUUGGAGGUAAGAAGCAAGAUGGAGUUGGUUAAGUCCGAUCUCUUCCACUGUCCCAGUUACAAUUUUGCAGUGGCGGGUUCAAACUAACUUAGUCAACCCAGGAACAUUACAUUCCUAUCUGGAAUGGGGAAAACUGAAAAACCUGACUUAUGAGCUGGAUUCCUCUGACGGCUCAGGAGCUUGUAGUCUUGAGUACCAUGCUGUACCAUGGGGUGGUGGGUGGAAAAGCAAUUCAGGAAACAAUUACUUCUAGAUCCUCUGCCCCAUUCCAUGUAGUUAGCCAUUGCUCCCUCCACCACCUAGCAGAUUAGAGGUUAAUUCCCGGAGAGUGUGAAACAACAGGUCUUUGGACUGGGGAACACCAGACACAGCUGGAGAUAGGAAUAACAUACUGAAAACAGGAUUAAUUAAACAUUUACAUACUAAAUAUAACCACCAUCCUCCCCGGCCUUCUCCCCAACUCUAUUGCCAGAACACUUCUAACUCUAAGUAGGAGGCUAGAAGAGACUUUUCUGGGGAAUUUAACAAACCCAAGAAAAAAGACCUAAAGACACUGAUAUUGGGGUUCCCCAAAUGAAUUACCCAGCCAAAUCACCCUACUAUGAAGCCCAUAGUGGCAAAUAUCACCAUGUACAUAGAGCUAACUGGCAUUUAAGUGGCUCACUCUUACAUAUAAUGUGAGUGAAUAGCCAAGGAUCAACAGGAAUUAGGGGAAAGCCUCUAACCCAAAAGGCAGAGAUCAAAACAAACACGAAACAGAUUAAACAAAGAGGAAGUUAAUUUAUCAAUACCCUCAAAGAAAUUAUAAAGGAUACUACAUAAAAAAUAUUCAGUGAGGGGCUGGGCAUGGUGGCUUACACCUGUAAUUCCAGCACUUUGGGAGGCCAAGGCAAGAGAAUCACUUGAGCCCAGGAGUUUAAGACCAGCCUGGGCGACAUCAUGAGACUCUGUCUCUCCAAAAAAAAAACCCUAAAUAGCUGAGUAUAGUAGUCCCAGCUACUUGAGAGGCUUGGCAGAAGGAUGGUUUGAACCCAGGAGUUUGAGGUUACAGUGAACUACAAUCGUAUAAUCGCACCACUGCACUCCAGCCUGGGUGACAGAGCAGAGCAAGACCCUGUCUCAAAAAAGAAAAAAAUAUUCAGUGGGGAAACAAAUACCUCUUAUAAAUUAAUAAUGUGAUAGCAAAAAUGAAAAAGUAGAAAUGUAGUAAAAAUAAGUUGAGGAAAUCUAGAUUUUACAGCAAUAGGACAAAGAAAUUAGAAAAUAGGAGAGAGAGAGAUGAUACAAUGUGAGAACUGGUCACCAAGGUCCAAUAAUUGAAUAAUAGAAGUAUCAG